Molecule: messenger RNA, 2408 nt
Organism: Cygnus atratus (black swan)
Lineage: Eukaryota; Metazoa; Chordata; Aves; Anseriformes; Anatidae
Gene: NFIA
Product: nuclear factor I A
Exons: 11
Coding region: 246-1775 (509 amino acids)
Biological process (GO): regulation of transcription by RNA polymerase II
Cellular component (GO): nucleus
Molecular function (GO): RNA polymerase II cis-regulatory region sequence-specific DNA binding; DNA-binding transcription factor activity, RNA polymerase II-specific
Source: RefSeq, a predicted model, not a curated record
GUUGGAAAUGUGAAAGCAAGAAGCAGGCUCGGGGCUCCCCCUCCUCUCUCCUCUUCUCUCUCUCUCUCUCUCUCUCUCUCUCUCUUCUUUUUUUUUUUUUUUUUCUUUUUUUUUUUUUUUUUCCCCUCUCUCUCUCUCCCUCUGUCCCCCCCCUCCCCCCUCCGCCCCCCUCCCCUCCUCUCCCCCUCUGUCUCCCUGUGUCCCCGCACACGCACACCUCCAGCCCGCAGCCCCCCGCAGCAGACAUGUAUUCUCCGCUCUGUCUCACCCAGGAUGAAUUUCAUCCCUUCAUCGAAGCACUUCUGCCUCACGUCCGAGCGUUUGCGUACACGUGGUUCAACCUGCAAGCCCGAAAAAGAAAAUACUUCAAAAAACAUGAGAAACGCAUGUCAAAAGAGGAAGAGAGAGCCGUGAAGGACGAACUGCUAAGUGAAAAACCCGAGGUAAAGCAAAAAUGGGCAUCCAGACUUCUGGCAAAGCUCCGGAAAGAUAUCAGGCCUGAAUUUCGGGAGGAUUUUGUUCUCACAGUCACAGGAAAAAAGCCUCCGUGUUGCGUCCUUUCCAAUCCAGACCAGAAGGGCAAGAUGAGAAGAAUUGACUGCCUUCGCCAGGCAGAUAAGGUCUGGAGGUUGGACCUCGUUAUGGUGAUUUUAUUUAAAGGUAUUCCGCUCGAAAGUACUGAUGGCGAGCGCCUUGUAAAGUCCCCACAGUGCUCUAACCCUGGGCUGUGCGUACAGCCCCACCAUAUAGGAGUUUCUGUUAAGGAACUCGAUUUAUAUUUGGCAUACUUUGUGCACGCAGCAGAUUCAAGUCAAUCUGAAAGUCCCAGCCAGCCAAGUGAAGCUGAUAUUAAGGACCAGCCAGAAAAUGGACAUUUGGGCUUCCAGGACAGUUUUGUCACAUCAGGUGUUUUCAGUGUGACUGAGCUAGUAAGAGUCUCACAAACACCAAUAGCUGCAGGAACAGGCCCUAAUUUCUCCCUCUCAGAUUUGGAAAGUUCUUCAUACUACAGCAUGAGCCCAGGAGCAAUGAGGAGGUCUUUACCUAGCACAUCCUCUACCAGCUCUACAAAACGUCUCAAAUCUGUGGAGGAUGAAAUGGACAGUCCUGGUGAGGAACCGUUUUAUACAAGCCAAGGGCGCUCUCCAGGAAGUGGCAGCCAGUCAAGUGGAUGGCAUGAAGUGGAGCCAGGAAUGCCAUCGCCAACUACAUUAAAGAAGUCAGAGAAGUCUGGUUUCAGCAGUCCCUCGCCUUCGCAGACCUCCUCCCUUGGAACGGCUUUCACACAGCACCAUCGACCUGUCAUUACAGGACCCAGAGCAAGUCCACAUGCAACACCAUCGACUCUUCAUUUUCCAACAUCACCCAUUAUUCAACAGCCUGGGCCAUACUUCUCACACCCAGCAAUCCGCUAUCAUCCUCAGGAGACUCUGAAAGAGUUUGUCCAACUUGUCUGCCCCGACGCUGGUCAGCAGGCUGGACAGGUGGGGUUCCUAAAUCCCAAUGGUAGCAGCCAAGGCAAGGUGCACAAUCCAUUCCUUCCUACCCCAAUGUUGCCACCACCACCUCCGCCACCAAUGGCUAGGCCUGUGCCUCUGCCAGUGCCAGACACAAAACCUCCAACUACAUCAACAGAAGGAGGGGCCACCUCUCCCACUUCUCCAACCUACUCGACACCCAGCACCUCCCCCGCAAACCGAUUCGUCAGUGUUGGACCACGGGAUCCAAGCUUUGUAAAUAUCCCUCAACAGACUCAGUCCUGGUACCUGGGAUAAAAGUCUCCGCUUCCCACCACCCACCGGACAGACCACCUGACCCCUUCCCACCUCUGUAACACGAAGCAGCAGCAACGCAGCGCAGCGACUUCACAUCGGCGGAAGGGGAGGCGAGCAGACACCGACAGCAAACUCGUACAUGGAAAUGGCAAACGUUAUGGUUGAAUGGCAAAGGCCGUAACUUUUUCGAGAUUUUUUUUUUUUUAGACAACUUUAGGACUGUUGUAAUUUCUCCUAUGGUGCUGGAAAUGGUUGGGCUUCAUAACUUUUGAAGUGUUUCAUUGGUAGUGUAAGCAUUAGGUGACACUGAGUAGAACUAGCCUCUGCUGCUGCUUACCAACUCGCUGUUGUAACACACUUUCCAUAUGGAGCCUAACUGUUUUACAGUAUCCUCAUCGAUUUUUUCCCAUACAGGUGUGAGACUUCUUGAGAAAUCAUGAAACACACUUAAACUAUAACUUUUGUAGUAGCUGAAUUCUGCAAUAUAUAACUUACCGGACAGACAUAGAGCAUGUUUUUCUGUAACAUAUCGGAAAAAAAAUGCAGGUUUUUUUUGUUGUUCUUUUUUUUUUUUUUUACAGUCGGCACUUAGAUACGUAACAUGAACCAUAAGAGCAUUGUCAACAAUUUUUU